UCCCUCUGCCACAAACAUGUCAGUUUCGGGAUAAACCUCGACAAGAACCCACAUUUCUCAUGCAUUGUUCUGCCCAGCCAAACUCAUGGCUGUGGCAAUCACAGCAUGUUCCACAUUUGAACAGUACUGUUGCCACUCCCACAUCAACAAUUAUGAACAGAUUAACACGGAUGGGAAGAGAAAGAAGAAAAAAGCAUUGUCGCUGAAGCUGUUGCGUCAGACUAACUAUCAAACUUAUGUAAAUAUUACCAACAACAAAGGAUUUAGAGGAAAAAUAACAAAGCUUUGUAUCUUGAAGGAGGCUAUGGAGUUUUUGUAUCUAACGGAGCAACCUCAGUUGUGGGUUGACACCAACAUGUAUGCAUCUCUUUUGCAGGCCUGUAUUGAAUUAGAGGCCUUUACAGAAGGCUUUCUUAUCCACUCGCACAUGAUUAAAAUUAAUUUUAAACCUAAUAUGUAUUUGAACAAUAUUCUUCUUAGCAUGUAUGUUAAGUUUGGAAAACUGUUAGAUGGACGCCGAGUGUUUGAUAAAAUGCCGCAAAAAAACAGAGUAUCAUGGACUACGUUAAUUGCAGGAUAUGCACAGAAUGGGUUUGCUGAUGAGGCUCUGGAGCUCUUUUCUGAGAUGCAUUGCCAAGGUGUGAAGGCUAAUGCCGUUACGUUUGUCUGUGUAGUUAGUGUAAUGGCUGAGCUAGAGGCUGUGAAGCUGGGAAGGCAAGUUCAUGGUUGUAUAAUUAAGAGCGAGUGUUUGUUGAAUAUGUAUUUGGAGAGUGCACUCGUUUAUUUAUAUAGCAAUUGUGGGUAUUUGGAGGAUGCGUUACAGAUAUUUGACCAAAUGUCAGAACGAGAGGUUACUGCAUGGACCGUGAUGAUUGCAGGAUAUGCAAAGCAUGAGUAUGGAGAAGAGGCACUGAGAUUGUUUAAUGAAAUGAAAUGUGAGGGAAAUAAUCCUAAUGAGUAUACAGUAACCAGCACGCUUAAGGCUUGUGGAGAGCUCAAUGCUCUCAGAGAAGGGAAACAUAUUCAUGCUUUUAUAACGAAAAGAAAAAUCAGGCAGGAUGUUUAUGUGGAUAGUGCCCUUAUUGAUAUGUAUGUUAAAUGUGGUUGUGUGUCUGGUGCUCGUAAAGUGUUUGACAGAAUACCAAGCCAUAACAAUGUUUCAUGGACUUCAAUGAUUGCGGGGUACGCGCAGAAUGGAUUUGGUAAGGAUGCCAUAUCGCUUUUUAGACAAAUGCUAAGGUCAGGUACGAAGCCUAACAACUUUACUCUUGUUAGUGUUCUUAAGGCAUGUGUACUUCUUAAGACACUAAAACACGGGAAGCAGGUUCAUGCCCAGAUCAUAAAGAAUGAGUAUGAAAUGAACACUCUUUUGUUGAAUACUCUUGUUGGCUUAUAUGCCAAUUGUGGGAAUUUGAUUUAUGCAAGGAAGGUAUUUUUGCAGUUACCCAUACGGGAUGUUGUUUCAUGGACUACAAUCAUUGAAGGGCAUGUUAAGCAGGGACAUGGUGAGGAAGCUCUGACACUAUUUGCAAGAAUGUUAGGAGAAGGGAUGGAACCGAAUGAGUUUACCUUUACAAGCAUUCUUAGAGCAUGUGCUACCCUAGAGGCUCUGGAAGAGGGAAAACAGAUUCAUGGAUAUAUUAAUAAAGCUCAAUUUGAGUCUGAUGUCUAUGUGGGAAGCGCCCUUAUGGACGUUUAUAUAAAGUGUGGAAAUUUGGCAUCUGCACAUCACGUGUUUGAUAGAAUUUCUGAACCAAAUCAAUUCUCUUGGAAUGUGAUAAUUGAAGGAUAUCUAAGACAUGGGUACAGAAAAGAAGCCUUGAAACUAAUAUGCCAAAUGCAUAAGUCUGGCAUGACGUCAGAGGAUGAAAUCAUUGUCAGUGUUCUAAAUUCAUACGCUGGUAAUAUUGUUGGUUAGCCCUCGCGAUCAUGCAAGUGACUUUAGCUCAAUUUAUUCAGAAACGAGUUCCACAUAAUGUAUAUGUUGGUAUUUGAUUUUAAGAAAUGUCAAACCUAAGGUCUGGCAGAGAAAUUCCCUAUGCGAACUUGAUGCAAAAUAUGUUAAUAUGUUUCGAACCUUCCUUGCAAUAAAUUUAAAGGAGGAUUCAUCGACUUCCAUGAAACCAUACCUUAGGAAGCCUAUGGAGAUGAAACAAAUCAGAGAGCAAUGCACAUCAACAUUGCAGAUCUGUCUGUACAAGUAUGGGGAAAUCUAAGUUUGAUAUAGAAAGACAUGGAACAAACCUACUCUCUGGGCGUGGUCCAUUUUGCCUAAAAUUUAGAUUUGCCUGCAGCCUCCGUUGUUUUGAUUUGAUAUAGGCAAAGUCAUUAGGACUUGGCAUACGCCAAGCAGUCAGAAUUCUUGGUCUUA
Molecule: messenger RNA, 2371 nt
Organism: Cryptomeria japonica (Japanese cedar)
Lineage: Eukaryota; Viridiplantae; Streptophyta; Pinopsida; Cupressales; Cupressaceae
Product: pentatricopeptide repeat-containing protein At4g18520, chloroplastic-like
Exons: 1
Coding region: 86-1918 (610 amino acids)
Biological process (GO): RNA modification
Cellular component (GO): intracellular membrane-bounded organelle
Molecular function (GO): RNA binding; protein binding
Source: RefSeq, a predicted model, not a curated record